GACAACGUCCACAGAGUGGGCACUGCCCAUAGCAACGUCCACAGAGUGGGCACUGCCCAUAGCAACGUCCACAGAGUGGGCACUGCCCAUGGAACUGGCCAAACAGAACGCUCUCAGAAGUGGCGGUAGAACCGUCGCGAGGCCGGACCAGAGUAGCGGUGCUAGCUGGCUACUGAACCACCUCACACUGCGACUUUAGUCAUUCAACCAAUUAACCCAGAUUAUAUACCGGUGUUUAACUGGGGACGGCGAGAGCUACACCAAAGAUACGCCUCACUUAAGGAAAAUGGAAACAGUUGCGGGUAAAUAGCAAACGUUAGUUAGGUAGCGAAGUAAGCAAUGUAGCUUAGCCAGAUAACUCUUUCAGUUUAGCUAGGUUAACGUCGUUAGUCCUUUGGCGAGGUAACUUUCCGUUAGCUAGCUAAGUGAGUCGAGGAUUGUUGCUAACGUUAUGUAACUAAGCUAGCUAAUUUGCCAGCAGUUAAUUACAUAUCUAACUACAUUGCUAACUUGGCUAGCUUUGUAUUUUGUCGACAUGUUGACAGACUGCAUCAUGACAUGUUUUUUGGUAACAUUACAGAAAGAGGUCAGAAAGAGAAGGCGAAGUUUGCCCCGCUGGUGCCCCGUGAGAAGAAGCCAGGGCAUGGAGAGAAAGGAGGGGGGAAAAGAGGAGAGAAUAAGUGGAAAGGAGAGGGGGGUGGAAAUAAGGAGAGAAACAUUGAUGUAGGAAAGAAGACAGGAGAAUCAUGUGAAGGAGAGAGAGGAGUAGAGAGCAAGGGUAAGGCCUCUGGGUUAGAGAAGAAAAGAGGAGAACGGAUGAAGGAAGAAGGGAAGAAGAAGACGCCAGAUACAGAAAAAGUGAGGGCUGCAGAUGAAGGGGUUCCCCAGCAACAGGAAGGUAAAGGAGAGAGAGGAGGAGGAGAGGGAGCGAAGGAGAAUAAAAAACAGAAAAAUAAGGAAGACCUAUCCAGGAAGGAAACAGAUAAAGGGAAGGAGGGAAUGAAUGUGAAAAAGAAGAAGAAAGAGAAUGAGAAGGUCAGGAAGGAAGGGAAAGAGACGAAAAAGAAGAGACAGAGGGAUGAGACAGAGAGCAAUAAGGUGCUCCCUCUAACAGACAGUCAGUAUGAUGAUAUAUUUGAUUGUGCUACGGCUCUGGAGACACCUGUAGACAACUGUCUGGAGGAUGCCAGAGCUGUGCUGAGUGAGGUGGAGUUCCUGCAGGCCACCAUUGACCAGGUCUCUCUCAGGGAGGAGGAACAGCCUCCCAGGAGAGUGUCUGGUGAGAGAAAGACUGCAGCGUCCGGCUCACACACACAGAGGAAGAGGAAGAGAAGAAGGGAGGAAGAGGAAGACAGCGACUCCAGUACAGAAUUUGAUCAGUGGGUUCAGUGUAGUAGGUCUGUCUGUGGGAAAUGGAGAAGAGUAGAGAGACACGUUGACCUGGCUGCCCUUCCCAGCGACUGGACCUGUAUACACGACACAGGCCCUGGUCUCUGUGAGGCUACGGAGGACAGCUGGUCGGGACAAGAGUGUGAUGUCAUCAACAGCAGUCUGGUUCCUGGGUCUCUGGUCUGGGCUCAACAGAUUGGAUAUCCUUGGUGGCCAGCGAUAGUGGAGAGAGAUCCAGACACCAAGACCUUCUGCCAGUUCAACAGGAAUACUGACCUGUACCCUUGCAGGUACCAUGUAACCUACCUGGGGGAACCAGUCAGCAGAGCCUGGGUGUGUCGGUCUAAAGUCAGAAAUUACACAGAACUCACUGCGGAUGCCGCCAUCACGGGGAAGUCUCUCCAGAGAUUCAAGAAGAAGUUGAGAGAAGCUGUCCUCAUAGCAACACAAGCCCAGAGUAUUCCACUCAAGAGGAGGUUGUCUAGGUUUGGGUUCUGGACUCAACAAACAUUAGACAGAGAGAGUUCAGAGGACAGCGACAUUGCUGAGGUGAUGGAGAUGCUUCUGGACCAUGAAAAGAGCAAGAGGUCAGCAUACGUCAGAAACAAGAAGUCAGCUGUUGUGAAUGCUGCUAAGAGACAGCGUGAAAGAGAGCAGAGUGAGCCCAGAAAGAAAACCAUGAAACAAGGAAGGAGAGAAGACGAGACUGAAGGGAGGAGAGAAGGAGAGCAGCUUGGAAUAAAAAGACCAGGCGAGAAGGAGGAGGAGCCAAUUGGAGGGGACCUGAACGAGGGAGGAAAGGGAGUGAAAGAGAGAGCUGGAGAGAAGAAAAGAGGAGAGGAGGAAGGUAAGAAGAGAGUGAUGACUCCCUGGCUCUCCAAACUGAAGAAAGGCAGCGCGACCACGGCCAGACCAGCCUCUCCACCCAGCAAAGACCAGACUGUACUAGAGAGAGAGAGAGAGGAGAAGAGAGAAGGAGUGGAGGAGAAGAGAGAGGGAGACGGAGUAGAGGAGGAAAGAGCGAAAGAGACCAGUAAAGGAGAAGAAAGGAUGGAACUGAGAGAGGAGAGAAGCCUGGAAGAGGAAGAGAAGGAGGAGGAAGAGGGACAUGAGUCUGAUAUAUCUGUUGAGGAGGAGGCAGUGAAAGAGGAAGGGAGAGAAACAGGAGGAGAGGAACAACAGAUCAAGGAAGGGAAGGAGUUUGUACAGUCUGUGUUUGUAGGGGAGGGGGAUGAGGGAGGAGAGGAUGAUUUCCUAGAUGAAGACAUGGAGAUUCUGGGCUGCAGAGAGGAAGUGAUGAAGAGACUAGCUCAGGAACCCAUUCAGGAAGAGGAGGAUGACUUCUCUAUCAUGCUGUUUGAGGAGGAGUAGAGAGAGGGAGGGAAGAGGGGAGUUACAUUACAUUUACAUUUAAGUAAUUUAGCAGACGCUCUUAUCCAGAGCGACUUACAAAUUGGUGCAUUCACCUUAUGACAUCAGUUGGUAACAGUCUAUCUCCUACUGUUCGGGUUAGGAACCGUUUCUGUUUUCUAUUGUUGAUGUAAAUAGUUGAGUUCAGGUAUGUUUGUUAUGAGUUGGGUUACAUUAUUUAAUCAGUUGUCUAAUAUAA
Oncorhynchus gorbuscha (pink salmon) is the source of this 2998-nucleotide messenger RNA. RefSeq names its product zinc finger CW-type PWWP domain protein 1-like. The record is from RefSeq and is a predicted model, not a curated record. Gene Ontology annotation, molecular function: zinc ion binding. Gene Ontology annotation, cellular component: nucleus. The transcript has 15 exons. NCBI's taxonomy places the organism in Eukaryota, Metazoa, Chordata, Actinopteri, Salmoniformes, Salmonidae. The coding region runs from base 559 to 2760 and encodes 733 amino acids.